AUUUUGCAAUCUGUUUUCCUGGUCUUCUGAGUACUAUGAACGGUACUCAACAGUAUCGAUGACUUUUAGUGAUCAAUAACUACAAAGAUCAAGUCAGUGUCAACUACUUCGUAUUGACACAUAGUGGCAAGAUUGUUCGACAUGUCUAUUAGCAUCUUCAGAGCCUUCAACCUACUUUCCAGCAUUCUUUUACUCCCGUUUGGGCCAUCAAACUUAGCGCCUGCCCAUUAUCUUUCGCUUCAAUCUGGUGAUGGAGGAAAGGAUGUGGUCUUCGUUCUUGCGAAGGGAUGUGCUGAUGCUAAACGAUUCCCCUCUACUGAGAUUCAACGUCCGGACGCAUUAUCGAACGAUCUAUCCAUCAUACUCCAAAUGCGAAGCAUAUACCAGAGUUCAUGAUGUGAUGCUUCCAAAUUGCCUGACACAUAUUCACACAUCCUAUAUCAU
Messenger RNA from Umbelopsis ramanniana AG, 444 nucleotides. RefSeq lists its product as uncharacterized. NCBI's taxonomy places the organism in Eukaryota, Fungi, Mucoromycota, Umbelopsidomycetes, Umbelopsidales, Umbelopsidaceae. The record is from RefSeq and is a predicted model, not a curated record. Bases 142 to 396 code for a protein of 84 amino acids. The transcript is spliced from 3 exons.